Molecule: messenger RNA, 2444 nt
Organism: Sesamum indicum (sesame)
Lineage: Eukaryota; Viridiplantae; Streptophyta; Magnoliopsida; Lamiales; Pedaliaceae
Product: protein DETOXIFICATION 54
Biological process (GO): xenobiotic detoxification by transmembrane export across the plasma membrane
Cellular component (GO): membrane
Molecular function (GO): xenobiotic transmembrane transporter activity; antiporter activity
Source: RefSeq, a predicted model, not a curated record
UUCUGCUUCAGUUUCAGAGCCCCACAAAAGCCCAUGUCACAGUCGCCGCCAUUACCAAAAGUCGUACACUUUUUUGGCCUUUACGUUGCCAAGGUUUCUUGUUUUUGGAUGAGCGGGUACCAUUUCUAGGCUGCACUACACAAACCAAAUAAUGCUACUACUAUGAUGAAGAAUUUAUGCACACAGACACCAACCGCCCGGCUUAUUACAACGUGUGUGUGUGUAUAUAUAUAUACAUCCUGAAACAUAAUACUGCUACUACGAUGUCAAGCUGCUCUACUUUCAUCAUUGAGUUCAAGAAUCUUGAUUUUAGGAAGAGAUAAGAAGUGGGCUUGAGAAGAAAUCUCUUGCUUGCUUCUCUUUUAUGUUUCUUGAUUUGUGAAGGGACAGCUUGUUGAAAACCAAGAACUUUGUUUUUCUUCAUCUCUGAGGACUUCUUGUGCGUGUGUUACUUUCGGUUUGUAGUUUUUUGUAUUGCAAACGAGCUUCCAGUUCUAUAUAUUGGUCUUGUUUUCUGUUUACCAAAGGCCAUUGCAAGAACGUGCUGGAAACCUCUCUCUCCAAGCUCGCAUACAUGGCUGAAAAAGGUCCAGACUUCUACUCUCACAAAUUUCCUUCCUCAUCCCAGGUGGUAGAGGAGUUGAAGGGACUAUGGUCAAUGGCACUCCCUAUAACGGCAAUGAACUUUCUGGUGUAUGUUAGAGCUGUGGUUUCAGUCUUGUUCUUGGCCAGGCUUGGGAGCCUAGAGUUGGCCGGUGGUGCGCUCUCCAUUGGCUUCACAAAUAUCACUGGCUAUUCUGUGUUAGUAGGCCUUGCUUCUGGCCUUGAGCCAGUCUGCAGCCAAGCUUAUGGGAGGAAAAACUGGGACCUUCUAUCACUAUCUCUCCACCUCAUGAUCUUCAUACUUCUGCUGGCUAUCAUCCCCAUUGGUAUUCUUUGGAUCAAUCUUGAGUCAAUCAUGCUUUUCAUGGGCCAAGAUAAGGAUAUCACCUCCAUGGCUGCAACAUAUUGUAUCUAUUCUCUGCCUGACCUUUUGACAAACACUCUGUUACAGCCCUUGAGAGUUUAUUUGAGGUCACAAGGGGUGACCAAGCCCCAAUUUUGGUGCACUUUAAUGUCUGUGAUAUUCCAUAUACCUCUGAAUUAUGUUCUUGUGAUGGUUAUGGGGGCGGGGGUUCGUGGGGUGGCAAUGGCCUCUGUUUUGACAAACCUGCAUAUGAUGGUGCUGAUGAUGGGAUAUGUGUGUGUAUAUGGGAGAUGGAAGUGGAGAUGGACCAGAGGGGUUGGUCGGACGUGUCGUAGGAUCAGGCGUCUUCUUAAGUUGGCUGUGCCUAGUUGUAUUGGAAUAUGUUUGGAGUGGUGGUGGUAUGAGAUUGUGACGGUGCUGGCUGGAUACUUGCCUAAUCCUAAGCUGGCGGUGGCUGCCACCGGGAUAAUGAUUCAGACAACCAGCCUCAUGUACACUGUUCCAAUGGCCUUGGCUGGCUGCGUCUCUGCUAGGGUAGGCAAUGAGCUGGGAGCCGGGAAGCCAUACAAAGCCAAGUUGGCUACAAAUGUGGCAUUGGUCUGUGCAUUUGCAAUUGGAUUCGUCAACAUAAUUUGGACAGUGAUAUUUAGGGAGAAAUGGGGUGAGCUCUUCACAAAAGAUGAAAUGCUCAAAUCUCUUGUUGCAUCAGUUUUGCCAAUAAUCGGCCUGUGUGAGCUCGGAAACUGUCCACAGACCACUGGCUGCGGCAUCCUAAGGGGUGCUGCCAGGCCAGUCGUGGGUGCCCAUAUCAAUCUUGGCUCAUUCUACUUCGUGGGAACUCCUGUAGCCGUCCUCUUAGCCUUUCGGUAUGGUUUUGGCUUCAGCGGGCUGUGGCUAGGCCUGCUGUCGGCUCAAGCUGCCUGUGCUAUCUCAGUACUUUAUUUUGUGCUGUGUUGUACAGACUGGGAAAGUGAAGCUGUGAAAGCCUCUACAUUUACAAGCCCAGAAAUGGGAAAUGAGUGGAGUAGUGAUGAUGAAGAGGAACAAGAACUAUUGGUUGUACAGGAUCAGAAUGUUAAUGAUGCUCUAUAGGCUGGGAACUUGGAAAGUGCAGCCAAUUGUUGGUCAUCUGGAAUUGUUUUUGUUUUCUACAAUGCCCCAUGAGGGAUAAAGGUUCUUGGUUUUUGAGGCAUGGGGCUUUGUAAAUCAAUAAGAAAGAAGUGUGAUCAUGGUGGCCUAUACAGAUGUCGUAUAAUUAAGGCUAAUACAAUAUUUUUAUCACCAAUACUUGUGCUCUGUGAAAAUGCAAUUCAGCAAAAAAUUGUCUAUUUGCAUAAAAGAGUAGAAAUUCUCGACCCUUAGCCAGUUCAUAACUGUGGAAGAAGUCAAGAAACAUCCUUCUUUUCAAACUACAGACACACCCACUACAUAAGGGGUGAAAUUCUUGGACAGCCAUAUUCGUCCAAUGUCGUCUUGA